CUUUUUAAAACUAAUGUUUUGCCAUUGUGCUCUUUAGGAAUCGACGUCGAUACUUUUCGGGUAAAACCUGUUUUUCUGUCUAUUUAGAAUUAAUAACAGCAAGCUUUUAAUAAUCUUCCUUCAUUUUACAAUGUGUAAUAUUAAAUGAUUAAGAUUACAACAUUCAUUGCAUCAAGAUCAUCCCUCAACUGUUGUGCACAUGACACGUUGAAAAAAUCAGACACUUGUUUAGCAAAUAGCAAAGAUGUCUCAAGGUACAAAUUGGUCGUAUGUUUUAACUCUAGGAAACAGCAUUAUUGGCGUUAGUGUUUUGGCAAUGCCUUAUUGUUUUAAGCAGUGUGGACUACUAUUAGGAAUUGCAUUAAUAUUAGGAUCAGCCUUGUUGACUCGUUUAUCAUGUAAUUUGUUGCUAAAUGCGGCCUUUUCAUCAAAAAAAGGAUCAUAUGAAAUCUUAGCCUUACAUGCUUUUGGAGCUGCUGGAAAGCUAUGUGUAGAAAUAAGUAUUAUAGGACUUCUCUUUGGAACUUGUGUAGCAUUCCAUAUAGUAAUUGGUGACCUGGGACCUGAUAUAAUAUCAAAAAUCCUUGGAAUCGAGAAUACUACUCAUUUACGAACCUUUUUAAUGAUUUUACUGGGUUUAUGCGUUGCACUGCCAAUGGGUCUUUUACGAAAUGUUGAAUCAUUAGCUAACAUCAGUGCUCUAUCAAUUGGAUUUUACAUUGUUUUCGUGUGCUAUAUAUUCUUUGUUUCUUUUCCGAAUUUAUGGUCAAGCCAAUGGACAAAUCACGUUAUUUUGUGGCAAUAUUCUGGAUUUUUUAAAUGUUUGCCAAUUCUUAGCUUGGCAUUUGGAUGCCAAUCGCAAUUAUUUGUCAUGUACAAAAAUUUACCAGAACCAACUCCUAGUCGUAUGGAUACAAUUGUCAAGAAUGCAAUUAACAUUUGCACAAGUGUCUACCUUAUGGUCGGAUAUUUCGGUUAUGUUGCUUUCUGUUCAGAUGAAAUUUCUGGAGACGUGUUAGUCAAUUUCACUCCAACUAUAUUCAGUGGAGCACUGAAACUUGGAUUUGUCCUUUCGGUUGCCUUAUCUUUUCCGCUAGUCAUAUUUCCUUGUAGAGCAAGCAUUUAUUCUCUUCUUUUUUCAAAAUACCAAACUUUAGAGUCAUCUCACGAGGGAUUAACCGAAUCCAGCACCAUACCAGUAAAUCACUUUCGAUCUAUCACAAUAGCUAUUGUUCUUAGCACUCUAGCAAUUGGAAUUUGUGUUCCAAAUGUGGAGUUUAUUUUAGGGUUAACUGGUUCAACAAUGGGGUCAAUGAUAUCAUUUAUUUUUCCGGCUUUAAUGUUUCUUACUGUUACUAAACCGACCAAAGUAAAGCCCAGAACGACAGGACAGCUAGUUUUAUGUUUGGGGAUAACUGUAAUGUUGGCCAGCACAUAUGUAACACUUUACUCACAAGAUCGAAUCGCAGUUAAAACAGACGAUAGAUUGCAAAUUAAACUGGAAGAAAAGGUUUCGAAUCUAGAAGUACCUAAAGAAGUUUUGAUGGAAAAAUUAAAACCUAUCGACACUUCUACAUAUGUUGAAAAGAAAGCGGAAGUUGUUGAGAACGAAAAACGUGUUGAGCCGCCCAAUCCUAAUGAGCCGAUUCUGGGAGAAGAUAAUAAAAUGAAAGAGCCUACUGUGAGUUCCGAGGAAAUGAAGCGGCGCCAAGAAAAGAUUGAAAAAGAAAAGGCCAAGCAAGAACUUCAACAAGAUAAGGAAGAAGCAAAAAAACUCAUUAAAGAACUGAGUAAUCAACAAGAAGAACAAAAACGAUUGAUCGACGAGCAAAAAGAAAUUAUUAAGCAAUUGAAACAGCAUAAAGAAGAGGAUAAAAUUAGAGAAGAAGCUUUGUUAAAUUCUGGUGUAAAAAAUCAAUCGGCUAUUGCCAAUAUAGCUUACAAGAAAAUCGUGAAGGCGAAGAGUUUGUACGAAGAAAGAGAAGUUGAAAGAAUCCCCAAGAAAGAUGUUUUAGUCGAACAUAUGAAUAGUCAGAGUGAAGUUCUUCCUAGGAGCCAAAAGAAGACAGACAACUUUCAACAAAAUAGAAAUGAAUCAAAUGACAACUUAAAUCAUCAGUAA
Messenger RNA from Dimorphilus gyrociliatus, 2122 nucleotides. The record is from the annotation of a GenBank genome assembly. NCBI's taxonomy places the organism in Eukaryota, Metazoa, Annelida, Polychaeta, Dinophilidae.